Molecule: messenger RNA, 2733 nt
Organism: Esox lucius (northern pike)
Lineage: Eukaryota; Metazoa; Chordata; Actinopteri; Esociformes; Esocidae
Gene: tpbg
Product: trophoblast glycoprotein b
Exons: 1
Coding region: 570-1703 (377 amino acids)
Biological process (GO): negative regulation of canonical Wnt signaling pathway
Cellular component (GO): plasma membrane
Molecular function (GO): protein binding
Source: RefSeq, a predicted model, not a curated record
UCCUAGCAAGCACGACUUGGAGGGUAGUCUGUCCUGUUGAAUCGAUACAAGCUUAGUAGUAGUAGUAGUACAUCUUGAUGGUAGAACGUUAGAUCAGUUUUAGUUAUUUUUGAAGGCAGAAGUACAUCGUUUUGGUAGAACGUUAGAUCAGUUUUACAGUUAUUUUUUAAGUCGUCGAAGUCUGAUGGCUGCUUUCGCGUUUAACUUCCACGACUGACCCGGGCGAGUGCAUUUAAGAGAGAGUUGUGUAAUAAAACAAACAGAAAUUACAGUUUCAGGCUCUGCUAAAGCAAGGAGGAUUUAGCAGUUGAUGAAAGACUGCUUGUCAACAAAAAACAUUUCGUGGCGUAAAUGUACGAGAAGUUGAUACUGUGUAAACAAUGGAUCGUUGCCACCCAGUUUAAGUCGGAGGUGGAGCAAUUUUCUUCAGGGAUAAGGUUGUAAAGUAGCGUUUUCCACGUGGAGGAAUUGGAAUUUAUACCUGGAUAAACUCGGGGAAAAUUUUUUUUGCACGUUUUACGCACUUGCUUCCAUUCAUUAUCAGCUUCAUAGGUACCACUGGUGAAAAAAUGCGUGUUGUGAGCUCAUUAUGUUUUAAACGUACAGAAACCCGAGACAAUACAACUCUGCUUCGUUUGUUGUUUUUCUUUUCGGUCCUUGUUUCAUCUUCAUCCUGUCCAGACAAAUGCGUCUGUUCCACAUCAACUGUAAAAUGUGUGAACCAGGGCUUAUUAGAGGUUCCACAACCAUUACCUGCAAACACUAAAACCCUUCAUCUUACUGGGAACAACAUUUCCCGUCUCACAGAUGGGUCUUUCCCCGUCCCUCUUGAGCUUUUAACAGACUUGUAUCUCACGGGAAACCAGGUGGAGCUGGUGGACCAUAAUGUAUUCAACAAUUUGCCAAGUCUUAGGUUGCUGGAUCUGAGUAACAACAGGAUUUUGAAUUUUAGUGCUCAAGCCUUUCCUGAUGACAACAAACUGCUGGACCUUAAUCUCAGCAGGGCUUUUUACAACCGUACUUCCAUGGAUGAGUUCUUCAACAUGCUACGGCAUGACCGAGCCCUUCAUCUCACCCACUUGGACCUGUCUAACAAUGCCCUGGUCGUCCUCCCUGAAGGUACGUUCUCCCGCCUAUUCAAUCUAACCAGCCUCAGCCUACAAAACAACUCCCUGAUCUUCAUCCGGAAUGGGACAUUAAGUGUCCCUCCACUCCAUGAGCUGGAUCUGAGGGACAAUGCCCUGAGGGAACUGCCCAAUGCUACAUUAAUGGACUUCAGCCUCAAACCUGGGCUUCGGGUUUACCUGUCAGGCAACCCAUGGCUCUGUGACUGCAACAUUGAGGAUCUUGUGGCAUGGCUCAAGCACUCUGAGCAGGUUGCAGAUGAGCAAAAUGUGACCUGUUCUGACCCUGACGUUAUGCUCCGGUUGCCAUUGCUGCAGAUAGAACAUUUGAAGUUGGAGUGUACAUUUUCAGGUGACAUGAAAGGUGUGCUGGAGACCUCGUAUGUAUUCCUGGGCAUGGUGCUGGCCCUGAUCGGAGUGAUCUUUCUGCUGGUCCUCUACCUUAACAGGAAGGGGAUCAAGCGAUGGAUGUACAACAUUCGGGAUGCGUGCCGGGACCACAUGGAGGGCUACCACUACAGGUAUGAGAUAAAUUCGGAUCCCAGAUUGGCCAACCUCAGCCUCAACUCAGACAUUUGAGAGGACCACUGUGCAGGCCAGGGAUCCGCAGUGAAUGAGACAUUAUGACGUGUGGUCAAGAUAUGCAUGUGAAUCUCUUUAGUUCUGCAGGGGGCUUCAGCCUUCCUGCCCCUCUCCUAGCACACCCUAACAAUGGCAUCUUCCAGACUUCUUCACCAGUCAUGACUCUCACUAGCCUGAGUAAUAAUGAGCCACAAUCAGCCACUGCACAUUCCUAUGGCCCCUGAAAUGCGAUGUCAGAAUAAAAAUAAACAUAUUUUUUACACACAUUACAGUGUUGCAUGGACUGAAAAUCCUGACCUAGAGGGUUUGUUAGGAGGCUAAUAUUUUUUUCUUUUCUUGAGCAAAAGCAUUAUGGACCACAGAAUUCAAACAAAUCAACUUCUUUUGACUGGUAGUAACAAGACAAUGUAUACACAUAUCUAACUUGCUGGUUAUAUUUUACCUAAAAAUGUAUCUACAUUAUUGCUAUGCUUGUGAUUUCAUUAUACAGAUGUUAUUAGUAAUUGCCCAUUUAUUUGACUAGUGUUGCAAUUGUUAGGUUAACAUUAACUACAUUUUUAAUGAUCUUCAGCUGAAUAAAAUGUCUUGCAUUCCUGAUUUCUUUUCUCGACUGAGGUCCUUUGAACUCCUGAGUUUGAGGGUUGUGGUGCUAUUUGUGUGGCAGAGAUUCAGGGUCAUGAAAUGAAAAAACAUGCAGACAGGGGUCACCAAGCCACAGGCAGCACUCACAAGUAAGUCACACAGAUUUCACGUUACUUUCACACAUUAACAAGUUCUCAGAAACGUAGAAAUGUUCUCAGAAAUGAAGCCAUGAUUAUUCGAAUAUGCACAGGGCCAUGUACUGGAAUAAUUGCUUUCGAAACACAGUUUUUGUACACUAACUCAACAGGUUUGAGUUAGGAGUUUAUGUUACAUUUGUGUUCCUAAAAACGAUCAGAAGAAUAGACUGCACCCAGAUUGAAAUAAAAGUACCAUCCCAAGACUAGAUUGUGAAGAGGACAGCCAAAUUGUAGCCAUGAAAAACUUC